AUGUCACCUUCAAACCCAUCUUCUCCAGUGGAUCAGGUAUCCCCGUCUGUCUAUGACAGCGAUGACGAGAAGUCCGUAUUUAUUGCCUCCAUUCAGUAUAAUGAUGAGUCUUUUUUGAUUGAUGUCCCGGAGGAUAAAUCGAUUGGCACCUUGAAAGAGAAGCUGCAAUUGUACACAUGCCUUCAGCCGUCAGAAAUGCGGCUGAUUGUACGAGGCAGGAUUUUCCAGGAUUCCGAGUUGCUUGCCAAUAUAAGUCCCGAUGAUACAUUCACACUUGUAAAAAUUAUUGCUAAUAACUCUACCAACCCUAAUAACAAUAGCUCCAUCUCCUCCUCGUCGUCUGAUCAACAUUUUGCGACCGAAAGGGGAUUUGAUGCAAACAUUUUGAAAAUGAUGUCCUCAAUGAUGAAAACACCAUCGUUUCAAGACAUGUUUAAGAAAAUGCCCUCGUCAAUUCUGGGAAAUUCCUCGUCAGACCCUGCCAUCAAAAGCUUGAUGGAGAAAAACCCGGAGCUCGAGCAUAUCCUCAACGAUCCAGCAAUCAUCAAAGAGACCAUGAAGGCAUUUGAAAAUCCCGCAUUGCAACGAGAAAUGAUGAGGAACCAGGAUCUAGCGAUGAGCAACAUUGAAAUGCUGCCUGAGGGCUUUAAUGCCCUCAGAAGAUCCUAUGCCAACAUUCAAAAACCCCUCCUAGAUGCAAUGGACGAAUCCAUGUCCAGAAACCCAGUUUUAAAAGAUAGCCUACUUGCAUCUUCAAUUACACAGAAAACAGUCAACAAAGAGCCCAUUCCAAAUCCCUGGAAUCCAGCGGCAAAGUCUAAGCUACGCGGUUCCGCUCCAGGAAGCAAGUCGACAAUGUUUCUCUCAAAAUUGGCUGACAUGAAAGAAAUGGGAUUUACAAACGAAGAGGAAAAUGCUCGGGUUUUAACGCUCUGUGAAGAAAAUCUUGACAUGGCUAUUAACAUUUUAUUAGCUUCAAGGACAUCUGGCGGGGAAAAGAAACAAUAA
Molecule: messenger RNA, 1008 nt
Organism: Mitosporidium daphniae
Lineage: Eukaryota; Fungi; Microsporidia
Product: ubiquilin-1-like protein
Exons: 4
Coding region: 1-1008 (335 amino acids)
Biological process (GO): ubiquitin-dependent protein catabolic process
Cellular component (GO): cytosol
Molecular function (GO): polyubiquitin modification-dependent protein binding
Source: RefSeq, a predicted model, not a curated record